Manacus vitellinus (golden-collared manakin) is the source of this 922-nucleotide messenger RNA. Its product is annotated as zinc finger protein ubi-d4-like. The annotation marks the transcript as partial. Gene Ontology annotation, cellular component: nucleus. The record is from RefSeq and is a predicted model, not a curated record. Lineage: Eukaryota; Metazoa; Chordata; Aves; Passeriformes; Pipridae. The transcript is spliced from 7 exons.
AUGGCAGCGGCAGCCCGCGCGGGGGUGGCGCUCAGUAGCGCGCCCUCCCUCUCCGCCGACACCUCCCUCGAUCCCCGCCCGCCCUCCCUGCCCCUCCCUCGCACCUACCACUGCCUCCUCCUCCUGCGCUUCGCCGUCGCUCCCCCGCUGGGGGAGCAGUACUACCGGGAUGCCAUGGAGCAGUGCCACAGCUACAACGCCCGGCUCUGGGGCUGGAUCAGGGAUGAGAUGAGGAUCAGGGUGAUGGGAAUGGCACUGAUCCCGCUGUUUUCCAGGCUGGGGGAGCAGUACUACCGGGAUGCCAUGGAGCAGUGCCACAGCUACAACGCCCGGCUCUGCGCCGAGCGCAGCGUCCGCCUGCCCUUCCUCGACUCCCAGACCGGCGUCGCCCAGAGCAACUGCUACAUCUGGAUGGAGAAACGGCACCGCGGGCCCGGCCUGGCCGCGGGACAGCUCUACUCGUACCCGGCGCGGCGCUGGAGGAAGAAACGCCGCGCCCACCCCCCGGAGGAUCCCCGGCUGGCAUUCCCCUCCAUCAAACCCGACACGGAUCAGAGCCUGAAGAAGGAAGGGCUGCUGUCCCAGGACGGGAGCAGCCUGGAGGCCCUGCUGAGGACGGACCCUCUGGAGAAACGUUCCCUGCCGGACCCCCGGAUGGACGACGACAGCCUGGGCGAGUUCCCCGUCGCCAACAGCCGCGCCAGGAAGCGGAUCCUGGAGCCGGAUGAUUUCCUGGACGACUUGGACGACGAGGAUUACGAGGAGGACACGCCGAAGAGGAGAGGGAAGGGCAAGGCCAAGGGCAAAGGCGUGGGAGGGGCCCGGAAGAAGUUGGACGCCGCCAUCCUGGAGGACCGGGACAAACCCUACGCCUGCGACAACAGUUACAAACAAAAGCAUUCCUUGAAACCUCCCGACCGAG